Molecule: messenger RNA, 258 nt
Organism: Lottia gigantea (owl limpet)
Lineage: Eukaryota; Metazoa; Mollusca; Gastropoda; Lottiidae
Exons: 3
Biological process (GO): regulation of DNA-templated transcription
Cellular component (GO): nucleus
Molecular function (GO): RNA binding; transcription coregulator activity
Source: RefSeq, a predicted model, not a curated record
AUCUUUGUUUCUGGUGCUGGAAAUGAUUUAAAUGAACAGAUGUUAGUUCAACAUUUUGGUAGCAUUGGAGUUAUCAAGAUGGAUAAGAGAACAGAUUCAGCUAAAGUAUGGAUCUAUAAAGAUAAAUCUACUGGUGUACCUAAAGGUGAAGCUACAGUAACAUUUGAUGACCCUGCUACUGCCAAAGCUGCUAUUGAUUGGUUUAAUGGUAAAGAUUUCAAUGGUAAUACUAUUAAAGUAGAAUUAGCUCAGAGACAA